Salvelinus sp. IW2-2015 is the source of this 1243-nucleotide messenger RNA. The record is from RefSeq and is a predicted model, not a curated record. Lineage: Eukaryota; Metazoa; Chordata; Actinopteri; Salmoniformes; Salmonidae.
GUGUAAUUGGCCAUGCCUGUGCGGCAUCAAUCCAAUCACUUUGCUGGCGAGACAGCGACUGAAUAGCUCACAUAACAUGUAUCUAUGUACUUUCGAAAUCACUUGUGAAAUAUCAAAACAACGUUUGGUCUACGAUUGGGUUGGAUUUAAUUAUUCGGGGAUUUAAACCCAGCCUGCAACGUCUGAGUCAUAAGGGGCCAAUCUAUGCCAAGGGUUGACCGCGUGCCUUCAUUGUUGAGAGUGUUCAUGGUCCAAGAGUGGUUUCGUGUUGAAUUUCCUUUCCUAUUUCGAUACAAAGACAACUUUUGCGAUGGAUGUUGUGGUCCAGUCAUUGGGCGCAGUUGUUGCCUUAAUCGCUACUGGUUUGCGCUCUUUCAGCGACUUGUUUUUGACGCAGCCAUCGAGGGCCACCCUCAAACAUUUAGAGGAGACUGACCUCAAACCAUUGACAGGAGAGCGUGAGCCUUUGAAGGCCAAACGUUUAUGGGAGAAGUCUGGAGCAGUUGUCAUGGUAGUAAGGCGGCCUGGAUGAUUUUUGUGCAGAGAGGAGGCCGCUGAGCUGUCCUCUCUGAAGCCCCAGCUGGAGGAGCUUGGGGUCCCUCUGUAUGCCGUAGUGAAGGAGGACAUCGGCACAGAGAUCCAGAACUUCAGACCCUACUUCAAUGGGGAGAUUUUUGUGGAUGAAAAGAGAUGUUUCUAUGGACCCCGCGAGCGUAAGAUGGGUUUGUUGGCGUUCCUCCGUCUGGGCGUGUGGAUGAAUGGUCUGCGAGCCUUCAAGAACGGCUUCUUAGGAAAUGUGUUUGGAGAAGGCUUUGUGCUGGGUGGGGUGUUCGUCAUUGGAGCAGGGCAGCAGGGUGUACUGCUGGAGCACAGGGAAAUGGAGUUCGGGGAUAAGGUCAACAUUCUGGAAGUCCUGAAAGCUGCCAGAAAAGUACAAACUGAACUUGUGUCUUUGGAGAAGAAGUAAUGUGCCUUUUGAUAGAAACUGAAACAAAUUCCACCCAACUUAGGAGGUAGAAAGGGUGCCAUGUUCUCUCUGGGAUCUGCAGGGGUGUGUCCUGCUGAUGUGUAGGUGCUGUGUUGGGCUGUCGGAGUGUGUUUAUGAUGGUCUGUGUCUAAACUCUGUGGAGGGACCAGACUUGAUGCUUUACACUCAAGUCUCCCCAUUUGAUCGACACACGGCAGACGGGCUACCUGAGGACCUGAAAGACCUGUUUGACAAUAAAGAUCUCGUUAUGCAUCA